This is a messenger RNA of Nematocida parisii ERTm1, 1061 nucleotides long. RefSeq lists its product as uncharacterized. The coding region runs from base 1 to 1023 and encodes 340 amino acids. The transcript has a single exon. Gene Ontology annotation, biological process: transcription initiation at RNA polymerase III promoter. Gene Ontology annotation, cellular component: transcription factor TFIIIC complex. The record is from RefSeq and is a predicted model, not a curated record. NCBI's taxonomy places the organism in Eukaryota, Fungi, Microsporidia.
AUGCAUAAUUUAUUUAUAAAGGAGAAACUAAAAAGUAUUUCUAUUAUUUCUCUGCCGGGUGGGUACGAGGCGUACACCUGGGCAGAUGACUCGUUAUAUUUAAGAGAGUCACCGCAGAGGAAAGAGAUCCAUUUAGAAGAGAAACGGGUUGAUUCCAACAUGUUUAUUGCUGUGCAGAGCACCACGGAAACAACGAUUUACGGCUGUGUGGGUGUACGGAUGACUCCGAUCCUGUCGGAUUUUUACAUUCCGAUGCCGUGCGGAUCGGUUUAUUUUUAUGAUAAGAUGAGGAAUCUGCUUAAUGCGGACAUUUCAACGGGGGUUGAAGGGUAUUUCAAUCAGCAUGUUAAAUCCGAUCCGAUUCCAUUUUAUCCUGUUCCACUGACCACGCACUCCGGGGUGUUCAAGUACUACAACUUUAAAGAGCUUAAGAAUACGCAGAGAAGGACAUUUUUAGUAAAGAAGAUCCGGAUAGAGGAGCGUGUUCCAGAGGCAGAUUCACAAGUAGAGGAUACAGUACGGUCACAGAUUGGACAGAAUUACAGUAUGUUUAAGGAUGUACUGAACAGAGCAUUUACGCAGAGGCCUAUCUGGCCGAUUAAAGGCAUUGAGAAGUACUUUAAGGAGCACCAGAAAGACUUUCAGUCGUGGAAAUGGUCAUCUGUUAAGAAUAUACUUGCAUGCAUUGCGUAUACGUACUCUACAGGCCCAUGGAAGAAGCUUUGGGUUAAGUACGGGUAUGACCCCAGGAAGGAUCCAAGCACGUAUAAAUAUCAGGUAUAUGUAUGGAAGAAUGUAUCAAAAGCAUUCGUUAUCAUGGACAAUCCAGAGGUAUACGAUAAGAUAGAAGAAACAGAAGGGUUUACACAGAAAGUAUUUUCAGUCAGGACGGGUUUCCUCACUGACCAGGCGCUUAAUUACAUGCACAAGAAAUUCUCUGAGAUGUCCAUGCCCGCCCCGGAGACGUCCACUGGCAAAUUGGACUUAUUCGACAACUUAGACUUUGAAACCUUAGAUGACUAAAAUUCAUACGAGACCAAGACUUAUUACCAUAAAACCAC